UUAAAAUAUCUGCACAUAGCGCACACAGCACACUAUAAUAUAUUUAUUUUGUGAUACACUCAUUACACUCAUAGGACAUAGACCGUAUAGGUCCUUUUAAAUCUUAAAUAUUAAUUUGUUAGUUUGUGUCCUUACAAUUUUUUAAAUAACUCAUUACAAUUUAAUUUAGUAACCACAACUUUAAAACUAUCUCAAUAUGUCUGGACGCGAAGGAGGAAAAAAGAAGCCUUUAAAAAACCCUAAGAAAGAAUCUAAAGAAAUAGAUGAAGAUGAUUUAAAAAUGAAACAAAAAUUAAAAGAACAACAAAAAGCAUUGAAUGAUCUUAAAACAAAAGCUGCCCAAAAAGGACCAAUGGUCAGUGGCGGUAUAAAGAAAUCUGGCAAAAAAUAAUGUAUGAACUAUGUAAUUAAGAAAAAAACAUUAAAACAUCCUAUGUAAAAAACCAAUCCUGCUGUAUAAUGAUUUCAAAUUAAAAAGCAAUUUUGUGUUAUUUACUUAAUAAUAAUUACAAUUUUAUUUUAUACUAUAAAAGUUGUUCACUAUUAUUAUUUCAUAAGUUCAAAAAUAUAUAAUAUUUAUUCAAAUGUA
Rhopalosiphum padi (bird cherry-oat aphid) is the source of this 589-nucleotide messenger RNA. Its product is annotated as translation machinery-associated protein 7 homolog. The transcript has 2 exons. The record is from RefSeq and is a predicted model, not a curated record. The coding region runs from base 197 to 391 and encodes 64 amino acids. NCBI's taxonomy places the organism in Eukaryota, Metazoa, Arthropoda, Insecta, Hemiptera, Aphididae.